This is a messenger RNA of Aspergillus ibericus CBS 121593, 1015 nucleotides long. Its product is annotated as SGNH/GDSL hydrolase family protein. NCBI's taxonomy places the organism in Eukaryota, Fungi, Ascomycota, Eurotiomycetes, Eurotiales, Aspergillaceae. The transcript is spliced from 4 exons. The coding region runs from base 167 to 949 and encodes 260 amino acids. The record is from RefSeq and is a predicted model, not a curated record.
GCCACCGCCGCCAACUGAUCAACUGCGCCCCUCCGUUUAUCGGGUAUCGGAGCUUUAUGCGAGCCCCUCCGCCCACCAGAAUCUCCGCACCUGCACCUCUCUUACUUCCAACUCUUCCAUAGAUCCUUCACUGUCUUGGACAAUUGCAUCAUCCGUAUACAUCAUCAUGUCCAACACCGCUCCUUCGGCCGACGAUGAGGCUGUCUACAAGCCAUACGACCAAUUCCUGCUCUUCGGCGACUCGAUCACCGAAUACUCCAGUGGCCAGGACAUGGGAUUCGGGUUCCACCCAGCUUUGCAGAAUGCUUACAGUCGUCGCUUGGAUGUGGUGAACCGUGGAUUGGCUGGAUACAACUCACUUCACGCCAUCAAGGUCUUCCCCAGAGCUUUUCCUUCUACGGAACAAGCUAAUGUGCGACUCAUGACCAUCUGGUUCGGCGCCAACGACGCCAGCCUUCCAGCCUUCGAACAGCACGUCCCUAUUGAAACUUACAAGGCGAACCUGAAGCGCAUCAUCCAGCACCCCUUGACGGUUGCUCAGAAGCCCCGCAUCAUGAUCAUCACCCCACCCCCCAUCAACGAGUACCAAUUGGCUGGGUUCGAUGCCAUGAAGGGAAACCCGCAUCCGACUCGCACUGCCGCUCACACCAAGAAGUACGUAGAGGCUGCGCGGGAAGUCGCUGCUGAAUUCGGAUUGCCUGUUGCAGAUGUCUGGAGCGCGUUCAUGUCGAGUGUGGGGUGGAAGGAGGGCCAGCCGCUUGUUGGAUCGAGGGAUGUGCCUUACGAUGACAAGUUCGCGACCUUGUUCACGGAUGGACUGCAUUUGGCGUCGAAUGGGUAUCGCAUUGUCUUUGAGGAGGUCAUGAAGACGAUUGGAGAGAACUGGCCUGAUCAGCUGCCGGAGAAUCUUCCUUAUGUAUUUCCGGCGUGGAGCGUGGCUCCUAAAUAGCUGCAGUGGUCAGUUGUAAAGGGUGGUGGUUAACAUGGACAGUCCGUGAAUAUAUAUAUAGUGGGC